AGCAGCUGACCUCCGUGACGCCGCCUCUGCGUCCACACACGGAAGAGAAACUUGUCAGCCGACAAUGAUGGAAGAAACUCGGAAAAACAGCUCGGCGGAGGACUGUGCCAUCUGCCUGGACAGAAUUAAGGAGAAGAAAACGCUCAAGUGCCUUCAUUCUUUUUGCUCCGAGUGCAUCGACACGUUGUUCCGGUCGAAACCCGCCUGUCCGAUAUGCAACACCUACCACGGGGUUUUCACGGGGACUCAGCCGGAGGGAGUGAUGCUGGUGACCCGCAGCUGGCAGAGUGUACCGGGCUUUGAGGGCUGCGGAUCUAUUAUCAUACAGUACUCUUUCCCACCAGGGAUACAAGGGCCUGAGCACCCAAACCCGGGGGUGAGGUACAGCAGGACCUCUCGUACCGCCUUCCUGCCAGCCAGUGAGGAGGGAGAGAAAGUCCUGAAGCUGCUGAGGAAAGCCUUCGACCGGAGACUCAUCUUCACCGUCGGACGAUCCGUCACCACGGGCCUCAACAACGUCAUCACCUGGAACGACAUUCACCACAAGACCAGCAUGGAAGGCGGACCACAGUGUUUUGGAUAUCCAGAUCCAGAUUACUUGUCCAGGGUUCAAGAGGAGCUUCGUCUUAAAGGAGUGACAGAAGAUGACUGACAGGUGAACACGUCCUUAACAGAUUUAAUACUGUGUAUUGUUACAGAGAUCCUUAUUUGCAGUCUGCACUUUUUGUGGAAUCUUAAUCACUGACACUUGAAUAAUUUUUUUUGUUAAGUGGCUCAAUGGCAUGAGGGAUGGAGGUGUCCCACACAUGUUUUGCCUAUUACCUGACUAUGCAAAAGCUGCUUUAAACACAGUCAGUCCUUAUUUAAACUACGAAACAAGGCUUACAGUUCAGUGCUUUUUUUAAUAAAAUGUUUUGCUGCUGACCGUUAGAUUUCACUCACAUAAUUGUUCCACAUCCCGUUGUUUAGCUGUAGCACAUUUUAGAAAAUAACUGGUAUAGAUGUUUGCAUCAACAUAGGGCUAGUUCUGUUAAUGUUGGACUCCAACUAAAGCUGACAUUGAGUGAAUACAUUUGAAGAUAUGCAUGUAUAAUAUAUAGUAUUUAUGUAUGUAUGCACACUACCGUUCAGAAGUUUGGAGUCACCCAGACAUUUUCAUGUUCUCCAUGAAAACUCACGCUUUUAUUCAUGUGCUAACAUAAAUGUACAAAAGUCUUCUAACCAUCAGUUAGCCUUUCAACACCAUUAGCUAACACAAUGUAGCAUUAGAACACAGGAGUGAUGGUUGCUGGAAAUGUUCCUCUGUACCCCAAUGGAGAUACUUCAUUAGAAAUCAGCCGUUUCCAACUAGAAUAGACAUUUACCACAUUAACAAUGUCUAGACUGUAUUAAUGAUUAAUUUAAUGUUAUCGUCACUGCAAAAAAACCAUCUUUUCUUACAACAAUAAGGACAUUUCUAAGUGACCCCAAACUUUUGAACGGUAGUGUAUGUUUAGGAAGAGAAGUGAGAAACAAUGGUGUGACAUUGUUUUAGGUCAUGUAUUAGGAUAAUUGUGGUGGUAACAGAUUUUUUUUUUUUAUUGUCAACAAAUCGCACGAAAACACAAACUAGUAACAGAGUGUCAAGUUUUGGCUGUGUAGUCAAAACCCAUACAAUAUAUAGCUUAUUCCUGUGUUUAAAACGCGUCAGUGGGUGGAGUGUUGAUUUGUUACAUUGAACAAGAUCAUUGUAGUUUGUUUUGAAAUUAACCCAAAUGAUCUUUUUUUUUUUUUAGAUUUUCUUAUUUACUGAAAAAAUGUAUUGUUACAAUUUAAAUAUAUAUAUAUAUAUAUAUAUAUAUAUAUAUAUAUAUAUCCAGUUUGGGGCUCAGACAUGCACAUAGAACAUUGUCAGAUUUUGUGUUUUCAAAAGAUUUGUUGACAGAAUAUCUUCAGUCUGAUGGCUAAUCAUAGUAUACACUCAUUUAUUUUGUGUCUUCAUAAGAUAUCUGUCAAACUUUGGAACUAAAGAAUGUGUCAAACUAAAGGAGGACCAGGAGUCCUGUGAAUUCGCUUGUCCAGCCAUUUAAUUGAGUCUAAAAAUGUCUGAUAUUGUUGCCUUUUACCCCUCUGCUCCACUAGAGGGUGAUGCUCCCCUCAGAGAAGCCUGUGUGAUGGCGUCUGCUCGGUAUGCAGCUCCAUCAUCAUCACAAACCCUCAGUCCUGCAGCACCUCCCAAACCCCAUCGCCCAAAGUCAGCGAGAGGAGCAGAGCAUCUGCUACAGAUGAUGAGUCAUGUGUUUCUAUGGUGCUCGGGGCAGUUUUAGCAGCGGCAGCAUUAGCGGCUCACAUAUGUAACAUAGGAAGGCCACAUUGUGUUUGACCACACUGACUUGAUAAUCUCUGGUUUUACUGAUGGCAGUGUAAAUACUGUCAAAGCUCAGUGGCUAUUUUUAGAUUUGGAGGAGCAGUUUAAAGAUUUAAGACCCAAGAGUUCAAGGCUCCUUUCUCAUCUGAGCUAUUGUGCAGGUUACAGAGCUGUCUGUACUCAGAUGUUAAAUGUGUAACAAGUGCCCCAGCCAUCACUAGAAAUACAGCAAACUAAAGACGUCCUGUUGUCUCAGACCUGUUUUCCUGCAGCAGUGAAGGCUUAAGCUCCGUCUCACUGACCUGCACCCAUUUCCUGUUACGACUGAACGUGCAUCAUAUCCGUCUGAUCUUUUUUCUCAGGGGCAACUGUGGAGUUAUCGGAUGAGGAAAUACCUUUAACCUAUAUUUCUGUCGUGAAGAGUGCACAUGUGACGAGGCAGACUUACCAGGUUUGGCCUCUUUAGCACUCUGGCGUUAGCGUCUGGGGGCAUUUCUGUGGCCUAGGAUCUCAGGGCAUCUGCUGCUCUCACAAAGCAGACCAGGACCCAUCUGCUCAAACUUACCACCCCCCUCCUCCUAUCUCAUGUUUCCUGCCAUAAAUAAUCACUGAAAUCCAUCCAUUUCUCAUCAUCAUCCAUCUUUCCAUCAGUUUUCUAUUAACUGUCUGUUCAUUAUGCGAGUUAUUUCCCUUUGUGCCGUGCUGUGUAAAUGGACGACUAUUUCAGCACACAUUUGCAGAUAUUGUCAUUUUCUACUAUAUGCAAAUUAGGAAAUUGUUAAAUUGUGUAGCUGAACGUGAGAAAGACAAAGAAAACAGUGAUACAGUUGUUCAAAUUGGAGAGUAAAUACAAUAAGCAUGCCCGCGACAAAAUGUACUUUCAGUUCAGUGGAUGUAACCUACAUUUGAGCAUCAAAUAUUCCAUGUGAAUUCUUCAGGAUUGUUUCCAUAAAAAAAUCAUUCUGUAGACAGUCUUCCUUCAGGCAUUAUUGUUAAAAUGCAAAUCAUAUUCUCGAUUAAACUCAAGUGAAAUUA
Messenger RNA from Acanthochromis polyacanthus (spiny chromis), 3382 nucleotides. RefSeq names its product probable E3 ubiquitin-protein ligase DTX3. Gene Ontology annotation, biological process: Notch signaling pathway; protein ubiquitination. The record is from RefSeq and is a predicted model, not a curated record. The coding region runs from base 65 to 652 and encodes 195 amino acids. The transcript is spliced from 3 exons. NCBI's taxonomy places the organism in Eukaryota, Metazoa, Chordata, Actinopteri, Pomacentridae.